AUGGCCAAGUAUGGCAAGCAGGGUUUCUCAACUUGCGUGCACUGUGGCAACUGGGCGUGGAACUGGAGGCUCAAGAAGCAGAAGGGGGCGUGCGCGGUUAGCAACACACCUCAGCCAGGAUGGAGUACCACUGCGAGAGGCAAGUGGUGGGCGCCGUGGUCCUCGGGCGGUGGGUGGCAUGAGCAUGGGCAGUCUGAGCCGUCUCUCGCCAACCUCGGGGACUACCUGUCGAAGGCUCUCGCGGGUGCUGGGCUCGCUGGGGACCCCGACGCGACGCGCCUGGCGACGGAGUUCAGCAUCCUGGCGUCCCAGAAGCUUGUGCCGGCUGCUGCGCCGCCCGAGCCCCCGCAUGCGCUGCUCAAGGCACUGGAGAGGGCUGCCAAGACGCUGGUGCAGGCUCGCCUCCAGCUCGAGAAGGCCCAUUUCAAGUUCGACGAGGCCGCCGACGCGGUCAUGGCAGCCGAGCUGCAUCGCCUGGAGGUGCAGGAGGCCGCGAACCCGCCCGAGACGGCCAAGCAGUCCUUGUUCGGGGUGGACCCCGAGCUUCUCGAGAGCCUCGAUGAGCUCGAGGAGAACGACAAGCAGGCGCCCGAGCAGCUCCAGAGGCAGCUGCAGGACCUCACGCAGCAGGCGGAGGCCAGGCAGAAGGAGCUCCAGACUCUGCUGGAGCGUGCGCGGUCGGCGCACCAGGUGGCGGCCCAGCGGCGCAAGCGCGGCGCCGAUGGCGAGGCCGUCGAAGGCGGCGCGGGUGGCACGGCUGCGGCCAACUCUAGGGCCCCCGCGACGCUUGGCGCCGCUGCUGCCGCCGCCGGGCCCAGCAAGUCGAAGGCCGUGGUGCAGGAGAGCGACCAGAAGGCCAUGCUCGAGCGCAUCAAGACCAGCGCUCAGUCGCAGGCGCGCGAGGCCGCUGCUAGCAAGGCCGCUGGCUCUGGCAAAGGCGGCGCUGCGGGCUCUGGCAAGGGCCCUGCCGGACGCGAGAGCAAGCGGUCCAAGAAGCGUGAGGAGAAGAGGCAGCGGCGCUUGCAGGCGUUUCCCAUCGAGCUGCAGGAGGGCUUCGACGAGCUUGAGCCGCCAGCUUCGCCGCCUGCGCCGUCGGUGUCUUUCGCCAUCCCUGAGGACACGUGGUUUGAAGCUCAGACCCAGCUGUACUGGGAAGGCUGCAGCUUCUGA
Messenger RNA from Prorocentrum cordatum, 1170 nucleotides. The record is from the annotation of a GenBank genome assembly. NCBI's taxonomy places the organism in Eukaryota, Dinophyceae, Prorocentrales, Prorocentraceae.